UGCCGUGCUGCUGUGCCGUGCCCGCUGUGCCGGAGCGCAUCAUGCGGGCCCCCGGCGCCGCUGCCGCCUGCGGGGAUGGCCGGGACGAGCCCGAGCGCUGCCUGAGCCCCGCUGGGAGACUGGCGGCCGCCGUGUGCCUGGGCGCCCUGGGCAGCCUGGGCUUCUGCAGCAACCUGCUGGUGCUACUGCUCUUCUGGCGCUUCCCGGCGCUGCGCUCCCCCAUCAACCUGCUGCUGCUCAACAUCGCGCUCAGCGACCUGCUGGGCUGCGCCCUGGGCACUCCGCUCGGGCUGGCCGCGGGGGCCAGCGCCGCUCCGGGGGCCGCCUGCGCCUGGCACGGCUUCGCCACCGCCCUCUGCGGCAUCAUCUCUCUCAUAUCCCUGGCUGUGCUUUCCUACGAGCGUUACUGCACCAUGACGAGAACAGCAGAGCCUGACACCACCAACUACAGGAAAACAUGGGCAGGCAUCAUCCUGUCCUGGACAUACUCCUUGCUCUGGACCGUUCCCCCGCUGUUUGGCUGGAGCAGCUACGGGCCAGAAGGACCAGGGAUAACCUGUUCUGUGAACUGGCAUUCCAAGGAUGCCAACAACGCAUCCUACAUCAUCUGUCUUUUCAUCUUUUGCCUUGUAAUCCCUUUUGCCAUCAUUGUCUAUUCCUAUGGGAAGCUGCUCUGUGUGGUCAGACAGGUGAGCAGCGUCCAGCGGGGGCCGGGCCGGGGCCGGGAGCAGCGCAUCCUGCUCAUGGUGCUGGUGAUGGUGCUGUGCUUCCUCCUCUGCUGGCUGCCCUAUGCAGCUGUGGCACUCAUUGCCACCUUUGGGCAGCCUGGGCUCAUCACCCCUGCAGCCAGCAUCAUCCCAGCCAUCCUUGCCAAGAGCAGCACUGUCUACAACCCCAUCAUCUACGUGUUUCUGAACAAACAGUUUUACAGGUGCUUUGUGGCACUCCUGAGAUGCAACAAAUCCCCCGUGAGUUCCUUGCCCAGGAUGAAAAAGCAACAACAAAAGCCAGGUUCUGAAGAGCUUCUGCCAAAGCCCAUCCAAGCCCAGCCACCCCAAAACAGAGAUGCAGAGCAUGGUGCUGCAGGACAGCUCCAGGAAACAAUCUGCCUGUGAAGAGAGGAGGCAAACAGGAGAGAAUUAGCAGCUUGCAGAUGGUCCUUCCCUCCCUGGUUUGGAUUAUGCUCCUCCAAGAAGUCCCACGUUGCUUUUCAACACAACCUGAAUGGAUUAUGAAGAACUAUGCAGUUACAAAGUAAAGCUCUACUAAAAUUUUAA
This is a messenger RNA of Catharus ustulatus (Swainson's thrush), 1277 nucleotides long. RefSeq names its product opsin-3-like. The coding region runs from base 42 to 1115 and encodes 357 amino acids. The transcript is spliced from 4 exons. The record is from RefSeq and is a predicted model, not a curated record. Gene Ontology annotation, cellular component: photoreceptor outer segment; membrane. Gene Ontology annotation, biological process: G protein-coupled receptor signaling pathway. Gene Ontology annotation, molecular function: G protein-coupled receptor activity. NCBI's taxonomy places the organism in Eukaryota, Metazoa, Chordata, Aves, Passeriformes, Turdidae.